Messenger RNA from Exophiala dermatitidis NIH/UT8656, 8951 nucleotides. RefSeq lists its product as uncharacterized. The record is from RefSeq and is a predicted model, not a curated record. Lineage: Eukaryota; Fungi; Ascomycota; Eurotiomycetes; Chaetothyriales; Herpotrichiellaceae. The annotation marks the transcript as partial. The transcript has a single exon.
AACAGACACCAGCUACCCAGCAGAACCAGCCUGUUCAGCAGACUCAGCAAACUCAACAGACACAAGCUACCCAGCAGAACCAGCCUGUUCAGCAGGCACAACAGACUCAGCAGACACAGGCUAACCAGCAGAAACAAAGCACGCAGACGCAACCCCAGAUUGUUAGCACGCAAAAUCAACAGACACAGCAAGCUAGGCAACAGAGCACCGCAAACCAACAGAGCACUGCUCAAAGUACUGGGAAUGGACAGUAUACUCAGGCCCAGCAAAGCAGCUCUGUUGCUCAACAAUCCGCUCAAGUACUACAUUACACCAUUCCGCACCAGCAGACCACAACCCAGGCUGCCCGAACAACGCCCCGGCAAAGUACAGGAAAUAACAACCAGCCGACGCAGUCAACGGGAAAGCAAUCGACAGGAGCCACCACCAAAACGAACGGGGAAGACUGGCAAGACUGGCCGCCUAAGUCUACAUCCUCCGCCAUCAAAUCAUCUGGAAUUCCCAGCUCGGCUUCUACGGCUCCCCAGGCGUCUACGGCCCCUUCAAGCAGGUUCACAACCAUAUCAACUACGAAGCUCGCGCCGUCGACCAGCACGGCUGCACUUCCGACAACGAAAUCCACUUCUACCAAUUCCCAAAAGGUAUCAAGUACUGCAGCUACGAGCUCUCCGGUCAUUCCCAUUUCAAGCACCACGAAAUCCAAGUGGCAGGACUGGACAUCGAGUGAAGUAUCCUCGAUUUCGUCGGCUUCUUCCGGUUCUCCUUCUACAGGGACCACAAAGUCUAAGUGGCAAGAUUGGACAACGACUAAGCAGACUUCAACACACCCCGCAUCGUCCGAGGGUCCUUCUAUCACAACCACGAAGUCUAAGUGGCAAGAUUGGACGUCGAGCGAGCAGACUCCAUCCCACUCCCCAUCCUCCGAAGGUCACUCUGUAGCCACCACGAAAUCCAAGUGGCAGGACUGGACGACAUCGAGCAAGCAGACUUCAACGCACUCUGCCUCUGAAGGUCCCUCUGCAACCACCACAAAAUCCAAGUGGCAGGACUGGACAUCGACUAAGGUGUCAUCCGUCGGCCCGUCAUCUUCGGGAAGCCCGUCUGCCGCAACAACGAAGUCGCAGUGGCAGGACUGGACAACGUCGAGCAAGCACACUGAGACGCACUCACCUUCCUCAAAGGGCUCUUCAGCACCCACUACACGAACCAAGUGGCAGGACUGGACAACGUCAAGCGUACAGACUUCAACUCAUCCGGCAUCAUCAGAGGGAAGUCCAGUGACGACCACUAACAGCAAGGGGCAACAUUCGACAUCAAGCGAGCACUCUUCGACAGGGCAUUUGACCACCUCUACGAAGGAGAACUGGCAUGACUGGACAUCGAGCAAAGUGUCCUCCACUUAUUCGUCGUCGUCAAAAAUCCGUUCUACAACAACCACAAAGGCUAAUUGGCAUGAUUGGACGUCGAGCAAGCAGUCUCAAUCGCACUCCCCUACCGCUUCCUCGGCCGCAACUACGAAGAGUGACUGGCAAGAUUGGACGUCUACCGGGCAUUCUCCAUCUCAUGCUUCUACUCACAGUUCGAGCAUGCCUUCCGCAGCAACCAGCAAAACCUCAUCGCAGGCUUCAACAUCAAGCGAACAAUCUUCGGCCCACUCAUCCACAAAGCCCUCGACCGCAACUACAAGAAGCAAGUGGCAGGACUGGACUUCCAGUAAACAUUCUUCUGCUCAACAUUCCACCCAGCCUUCGGCAACGACUCCUUUGGCAACGACAACAAAUACUAAAUGGCAUGACUGGACUUCGAGCAAAAGGUCUUCAACUCCUUCCACCCAGUAUAGCGAAACCACGACCCAACAUUCAUCUCAUGCUAGCUCAUUGUCUACUUCGGGAACGGUGACCACUACCUCACAGAGCGUGGGUCCGUCUUCCAGCCAUUCGUCGAAGUCAUCAACUACUGUCUCUACGGCAACUCUUUCGUCACAGACAACAUCUGAGAGUUCGAGUACUGGGGUUACCAGCCGAACAACCGCUCCCCUUACUUCUUCGACGGAGACUUCCACCGCAGCAACUACUACCAGCUAUACUGGCUCUAGCAGCGCUUCGCAAACUAUGGAAACAACCCCACCAGCAUCAUCAAAGACCACUAGAACGAGGUGGCAGGAUUGGACAUCGAGCAAAUCGUCUUCUGCCCACUCAAAAUCGACAUCUACCACCUCUGGAUCGUCUCAUCCGAGUACAACCUCUGCUGCACCCACGACGCAUCAAAGCAGCUCAACCCCUGUUAGCUCAUCGCCAACUACCAAUGCACAUUCCAGCAAGACUUCUUCUACCGCUGUCUCGUCCAGUUCGGGCCAACGUGGCUCGAGCACUGCAAGCACGACUCCGGAGGUGCCCACCACCUCUCCAACAGUUUCGAGUCGAAGCACCUCCGGGUCGGUAAGCACGACCUCUUCCAUUGUUGAAACGACAAGUAGCAAAGCCUCGAGCACCGCCUUCUCCACCCAGCCGACUACGUCAAGCACCUGGAGUCAGCCUGCAAGUUCUUCGCAAAGCAAGAGCGGUUCAACAACCACGACCCUGGAGCACAGCAGUACCACUUACACCCCUCCCAUCUUUGUCACGACCCCCACAACGUCGGCGACAACGCAUCCGGCGGGGACAAGUGAGACUUCUACAUCCUGGGCAUUCUCGACCCCUUCAUCCCCUACAAGUUCUGUCCCUAGCACUGGGAUCACAACAAGCCCGCACGCUUCUUAUUCUUCCAUGACUACCUCGCACGAAGUUCACUCGACGACUGGCUGGACCACGACCUCUACCAAAGCUACCAGCUCUGGAACUAGCUUCAGCCCAUCUAGCACGUCAGAAUCACGACCGUCAUCCAGCGGUUCGAGCAGUCGUAGCUCCACCGGUAUCUCGACCUUUUCGACAAGAACAAGAUCAACUUCGGCGUCCUGGACUGUCUCCACCCCCACACCUUCCACUACAGGCACAGUUCACUCGAGCCAGACGACCCACACGACUCGUGCCCACACCUCUUCAAGCCCUGGUUCGUCUUCGACAUCGGUAUCAACCCCAGCCAAGAGCACCAGCACGACAGCCUCAGCUUCGACAGCUACAGCUUCGUCCACGAGCUCAUUCUCGACAUGGAGCCCGACAACUUCCAACACGACUCCGUCUACGCCGGCCAGCUCCUCAACGGCCACGAGUGAGACCAGCUCUGCUUGGACAAUCUCUACUUCGCAAACCACGCAGACAACUAGUGUAACAGCCUCGACGAUUAGCUCUUCUCAAUCUUCGAGCGAGUCUAGCACGUCAAUCUCGUCGGCAACGCAGACGCCUUCGACUACUGCCACUCCAACUUUUUCGCAUUCGUCCACACUUCACACGACAACGCAGUCGCACUCUAGCAGAAGCAGAUCGACGCAUUCUGUGUCGCAUUCUACUGAAAGCACUGCUUCUACAACCCUGCGCUCGAGCACGGAGGUAUCCAGUACUCCCUAUACCACGACCGGUGGCUCUCAGACGACUUGGUCUACAACUGUAACACCGACCAUUCCUGCAACAACGAGCCAUUCAAGCAGCACUGGAACAAGCUCAACAGGAGCUGUGACUACUUCAAGUGCGGGAUCAACAAAAGGAACCUCUACUGGCACUACGGCGACGCCAAGCACCUCCAACACAGGUAGCAGCAGCGUUCCUGGUGGCUCAUCCACCUCGUCAACGAGACAACAUCACAGUUCAACUACUCUCAGCAGCAUUCCAGGCGGCUCAUCCACCUCGUCAACGAGACACCAUCAAAGUUCAACUUCUGUCAGCAGCCAGGGCGCUACAACCACCUCGCCGACGGCUUCCUCGUCAGGUGUCAGUUCGCGGUCGUCCAGCUUUUCAACCUCUGUGAGCAGCGCACAGUCUUCGUCCAGUACCCACCACAGAAGCUCCUCCACGCACUUUGUCCCAACUUCGAGUGGAACAACUAGCAGUGGAGUCCCCUCUUCAAGUGCAACAACCAGCUCGACGAUGUCAGGUCCUGCAACUACACACUCAUUCACGGCGUCUUCGGGGACGACCUCGGCUAGUACGUCCACUUCUCAAGGUACGACGUCGCUUCCUGCGUCGUCCGGAUCAACAAGCUCGAGCACUCUUCCACCCUCGGUCACGACUUCAGGGACCAUCAGUUCUUCGAGCACAUGGUCAACUGGAACCAGCACCACAUCAGAGUCCACUUUGAGCACGUCUUCGACCAGCGUAGGUGGCAGCACGAGCAAGUCUUUUGAAUCCUCAACAAGUGUGGCAACAUCGUCAACAUCCAGCCCGACCACUACCAUUUCUAGCACUCAGAAGUCGAGCUCCUCGUCUGCCAGCAGCACGUCAACCACACCAUCCAGCACGUCUGGUCGGACCAGCCAAUCGUCUCCGAACACAUCCCCGUCAGCUUCGAGCAGCACAACUAUCAAGUCUAGUACGGUCACCAGCCAGACCUCCCAGACCUCGACACAUUCUUCCAGGUCGAGGACAACACCUGUGGUUCCCACGACAUCCAGUCCCGGUGGUCACACCUCGACGACCAAGUCGAGCUCAAUUCCUAUCUUCGUUUCGAGUUCAGCAAGCAGCAGCUCAACCCGACCCUAUACGUCGACCACGACUGGUGGCCCCUCUCGUUCCACCUCUCGUUCCAGCCGGACUUCAAGCGGCUCCACGCAGACCAGCACAAGCCACAGACAGAGCACGAUAACGAGCAGUCAUACUUUACCCUACACAAGCUCGUCCACUCCAUUUACCACCAGUCCGUCGGUCACUACAUCAGGGUCUACUGUGGCUACUACAGAGUCAAGCGCAACCAGUAGCUCUAGCAAGCCAGCCACUACCACUACGAUUCUCACCACGGUCGUCUCAACAACAGCAUCCGUGCCGACGAGCGCCACUUCUUCCCAGGUGACCACAACAGCUACGACACCGCUCUCUUCAUCCACCAGCGCAACAAGCGAGACGACCACGCCGGCACUACCCUCGACAACGGGGCAGACAACGACUACUGGUGGCACAACAACACAGCCUACGACCGCUACCACAAGUGAGAGCACGAGCAGUUCUAGUAUCUUGACUAGCCUUACCACGCAGUCCACAAGUACUAGCGAAGGGAGCACGACCCAGCCAAGCACUUCCGUGAGCUCUUCAACUACUUCUGUCGUAACAAGCAGCACAACAGCAGUCAGUACGACAGCUGCCUCAACGACCGAGACAACAACCUCGUCCCCGACCAUCUCUAGCACGUCGGCAACGGGCGUAACCACUACCAUCCCAACGACCACGAGCAGGCCGAGUACCACACAGGCCACGACCAGCACUGAAAGGAGCACUACUUCUGGCACGAUAACAACAUCCAAGUCCUCAAGCUCGGGCAGCACGAGUCAUCGGACUAGCUCCAGUUCCAUCGUCACGACAAGUCAGUCGACAGCCACAACGACUGCGGUUGGGUCAACUUCAAGAUCUACGCUGUCUACCGGGGUCACCACCUCCCCAACGCUGCCAGCGACAAGCGGGACGUCUACUCAAUCCACAAGCAGGACCACCGCGACUGGGUCCACAAGCAAGUCAAGUUUCACUCCAUCUACUGGUCUGACUACUUCGCCAACCUCGCCGGUGACAACCACAGCAAGUACUCAAUCCACGUCGACAAACACCCCGCGUGGGUCAACUCUUGGAACCAGUCAAUCUACUACUGUCACUUCCCACACAACGCCAGUCACCAGCAUUACUACUCAGUCCACUAGUAGAUCUCCCACGACUGGGUCCACGAGUACAUCAGGCUCCAGUUACUCUAGUAUUACUACCACCCCUCAUACGGCACCAACAACAGGCAUCACGACUUCUCGGUCUACCGUUAGGACCAGCACGCCUGAGUCUACGAGAAGAUCAACUUCAUCACAAUCCACGCUCUUGACUAGUUCCUCAACAGUGCCAGUGACUAGCGAAACAACCACGCAGACCACAAGCAAGCCAAGUUCUUCUCAGUCUACCCCGGUAACCACUUCGUCAACGCUGCCAGCUACGAGUGUUACGACUACCCAGUCCACCAGCAAGAGUACAGUGACCGGGUCCUCUACCAGCCCAGGCUCCACUCAGUCUACCGGAAGGUCAACAAGCACCCAUUCAACUGGUGUGGUGACUUCAACGACUGUUCCUGCAACAAGUAUCACCACGACUGUGUCUACGAGCCAGACUACUACUGAGAUAACUACCCCUCCAGUGUUCAUCAGCUCAACCUCCCAGUCCACGUCGGUGAGCACAACCAGCUCAACCACAUUGCCAGUCACAACUAGCAUGACCACUCAAUCAACUGGCACCUCAACGACUACGGAAUCUAGCAGUGGAACCACAACUACUCAGUUCACUAGCUCAGGCAGCACUACAGUUCCUGCCACCAGCGGUAGUACAACUACAACUCCUGUCAGCAGCAGCACCAGCAGCACGACAGCCCCGGCGAUCAGUAGUAGCACGUCUACCACCCCAGCGACAAGCAGCACUACGUCUACCAUCCCGGCAACUAGCAGUGGCAGCACAAGUACAAUUCCGACAACGAGCACUACAUCUACGGUGCCCACGACAACUAGCACCAGCAGCAGCUCGUCUACAAUCCCGGCCACGAGUAGCACUACCCCCAAUGUCCCGACGACGAGCCGCACUUCAAUCACUACCCCAGGGACGACCGCUACCUCCAGUGUCCCAGCGACAACAGCAACAACGACCGGGAAUGGCAGUACCUCUAGUACCCCGGCAACGAGCAGUACCACGCCCAAUAUUCCAACAAGCAGCAAUACUUCACCUACGGUGCCGGCUUCAAGCACUACCAGCUCAACGGUCUCUGUGAGUACUUCAAGCAGCAGUGGCAGCACAACUACAGCUCCCGGAACGAGUACUGCAUCUACUGUCCCGGCGACAACGUCUACAGCCAGCAGUAGCACGUCUACCUUCCCGCCGACGAGCAGCACUACACCUGCUUUCCCAGGAACGAGUCAUACCACGCCUACUGUUCCAACGACGAGCAGCACAUCAACCACUAUCCCAGGGACGAGCGCUACCUCCAGUGUCACAGCGACGACAACAACAACGACCACUGGCAGUGGCAGUACGUCUACCUUCCCGGCAUCGAGCAGUACUACACCCGUUGUCCCAACGACGAGCAAUACUUCACCCACAGUGCCGGCUACCAGCUCUACCAGCUCAACAGUCUCGGUGUCCACUUCAGGUAGCAGCAGCACAUCUACUCUUCCGGCAACCAGCACUACCAGCUCGACUGUCUCGGUAACUACUUCAGGAAGUACAGCACCGGCUAUUAGCUCAACGAGCUCAACAGCCUCGGUGACUACUUCAAGCACCAGUGGUACACCUAUUGUUCCGGCGACAAGCACUACGAGCUCAACUGCAUCGGUCGCUACCUCAAGUACGAGUGGUACACCUACUGUUCCGGUAACAACUACUACCAGCUUAACCGUCCCGGCAACUACUUCAAGCAGCACCGGUACUUCUACAAUCCCUGCAACCAGCUCUACCCGCUUAGUUACUACUUCGGGCAGUAGCAGUACAUCUGGCGUUCCCUCAACAAGCAGCAGCACAACGGUUCCGGCAACCAGCAGUGGCAGCGUGCCUCCUGUUCCCCCAACAAGUAGCACUACGUCCACGAGCCCAGCCACGAGCAGCAGAAGCAGUACAACAGCUACCGUUCCUGUGACCAGCAGCACGACCGUAGGCUCAUCAAGCACUACGCAGAGCAUCACGGUCACAACCUCCACGCCAUCUACGUCCUCGACAUCUGUAACGACUGGCACAACUGAGACUACCACUGAGACUACCAGCUCAGCCAGCAGUACUACUGCUUCGACCAGUGUGCCGACCACUUCCACUGUGCCGACUACCAGUACGCCCAGUGUCCCGACCACUGCAAUUACCAGCAGUGUCAGUACGCCGACCACUCAACCAACAACGUCGGCGUCGGCAUCUGUCAAGACGACAGGCACCACGAAGGUCACAAGCACAACGGCCACUCCAUCAUCCGGCACAUUUACUCCUCCAGUGCCCAACAAGUCGACGACAUUCCAGACAGUCACCAAGUCCAAACCACCACCGAACCACCAUAAGACAACUCAGACUGCACCACCGUCUCCAUCUACGUCUACAAAAACCCAGCCUUGGGAGGAAUGGUGGUCAGAGACGACGAGCACGGCAACUGCCACCAACAUACCAAGCCAAAGCCAACCCUGGGAAGAAUGGUGGUCAGAGACAACCACAGUCCCCGCAGCAACUGUAACCAAAACACCCGGCCAACCUUGGGAAGACUGGCACCACACCGAGGAGACCACGACUGUCACUGUCACACCGACCGCGCCCGCUGAAUCCACGGCGACCACAACUCCAGCCCCCGGUAAAAGCAAAGGCAAAAGCAAGCCAUGGGGCGAUUGGCAAUUCCAUAACAGUACCAUGGCGACGACUACGACUCUGAAGCCCCAUCCCACCGGCGGCUGGUGGAAACAUAAGUCAUCCACUACCGGUACAACCACCACGAGCACAAGCACAAGCACAACUGUGACUACUGUUGUCUCAACUCCAACUCUAAGCCACGAGGGCAAAGGCGGAAAGGGAAAGGAAAAAGGUCACGGCGGUGCCGGCUGGAAAGACUGGGACAAGACCAACGAGAAGGAACAUGGCCAUCAAGGCAAUAAAAGUGGCGAAGAACAAGAACAAAACGGAACCAAGUGGGGUGAUUGGGAAAAGACCAAAUCUCAGCAGAAAGGGAAGGAAGGAGAAAAAAGCAGCAGUGGUAAUGAUGACAAGUCUGGCUCCGGCUCUGGCUCCGGCUCUGGCUCCGGCUCUGGCUCCGGCUCUGGCUCCGGCUCUGGCUCUGGUUGGAAAGAUUGGGCAGGCCAGAGGAAGGGACGGUACGUAAGGAAGUAA